AUGGCAGCAAGCUUGAGAUCAUUCAGACUACUUACAGUCAACACCACGCCGGAGCGCGCCAAACGUGUUGUCGGUCGACUAACUGAGACUCUGAAAGACAGAUAUAAUAUCACCCAUGUGGAUAAUUGCCAGAAGAUUGAUGAAGUAACUUCCAAGGUCGAGCUACACAAGCCUGACGUUCUGUUCUCAGCAUCUAUGUGGACGCCCGAAGAACAUCAGCAAAUUCAUUCCCUAGCGCGCGUCGCCCUACCGAAUAUCAAACUUCUUGCCAUUCCCACCGGUCUCCAUGUUGACAAAGGUCCGGAUGGAAUUAUUGAGUUUCUCGAAGAGCAGGCCCCAAAGGUUCUAGAAGCAUGA
Clonostachys rhizophaga is the source of this 357-nucleotide messenger RNA. The record is from the annotation of a GenBank genome assembly. Lineage: Eukaryota; Fungi; Ascomycota; Sordariomycetes; Hypocreales; Bionectriaceae.